Metarhizium album ARSEF 1941 is the source of this 261-nucleotide messenger RNA. Its product is annotated as Ribosomal protein S27e. Gene Ontology annotation, biological process: ribosomal small subunit assembly; translation. The coding region runs from base 1 to 261 and encodes 86 amino acids. Gene Ontology annotation, cellular component: ribosome; cytosolic small ribosomal subunit. Gene Ontology annotation, molecular function: RNA binding; structural constituent of ribosome. The record is from RefSeq and is a predicted model, not a curated record. NCBI's taxonomy places the organism in Eukaryota, Fungi, Ascomycota, Sordariomycetes, Hypocreales, Clavicipitaceae. The transcript is spliced from 3 exons.
AUGAGAUUGAUGCAGGUUCUCGCGGUUGAUCUUUUGAACCCUUCGCCGGCCGCCGAGGCCAAGAAGCACAAGCUCAAGACUCUGGUCCCGGCGCCCCGAUCCUUCUUCAUGGACGUCAAGUGCCCCGGUUGCUUCACUAUCACGACCGUCUUCUCACACGCCCAGACCGUCGUCAUCUGCCAGGGCUGCACUACGGUUCUGUGCCAGCCUACUGGUGGCAAGGCCAGAUUAACCGAGGGUUGCUCUUUCCGAAGAAAGUAA